This is a messenger RNA of Strongyloides ratti, 330 nucleotides long. RefSeq lists its product as hypothetical. Bases 1 to 330 code for a protein of 109 amino acids. NCBI's taxonomy places the organism in Eukaryota, Metazoa, Nematoda, Chromadorea, Rhabditida, Strongyloididae. The transcript is spliced from 4 exons. The record is from RefSeq and is a predicted model, not a curated record.
AUGCAAAAUGAAAAGGCAUACAUUAUUGGGUGGCUUACAUUGCUUACAUCAAUUCCUGUUUUGGUAAUUCAAGUUAUAACAACUACGAUAUUAUGUUAUAAAAUUGAUUUAAUAAUAAAAAAUGUUGCAUAUUUAUUAAUAACAAUAAAUGGAUUUAUAUUUUUUAUUCAGCAAAUCAUUCACCUUGUAUCAUCAAUAUUUUAUUGUAUAUUAAAUUUAAUAUUUUUAAGUGAAAUUAAAUAUCCAAUAAUUUCAAUGCUUAAAAGAAAUCAUUUAGUUAAAUCACCUAUUAAACCAUCUAUUAAAUGUACCAGAGUUAUAUUUAAUUAA